Molecule: messenger RNA, 648 nt
Organism: Linnemannia hyalina
Lineage: Eukaryota; Fungi; Mortierellomycota; Mortierellomycetes; Mortierellales; Mortierellaceae
Source: the annotation of a GenBank genome assembly
AUGUUGCACCUUCACACCGACUCUGUUCUCGAGGUCACCGUCCACUCUGCCCACGGCUUGCAGAAGGUCGAGCGCCUCGGCAAGAACGAUCCCUAUGUCCGCCUCUCCGUCGACGUGGAUAACAGCAAGCAGUACGACAAGUUCAAGACUGAGGUCAAGAGCAACGCUGAAGACCCCUCAUGGGAGCAGUCGUUUGAUAUCCGUGAGAUCUCGGAUAAGCACACCGACCUCUUCGUCGAGGUUCUUGACCAAGACAAGGGAGCCGAUGCCCCCAUCGCUUACACUGCCAUCCCCCUGAACCAGGUCAAGGAGGCCAAUGGCCAAUCCCUCUCGGCCCGCUUCGACCUCUACAACAAGCACGGUGUCGCCCAGGGCGAGAUCUCGUUGACCAUCCGCAUUGUCCAGCCCGGUCAAGAGUCGAGCGGUCGUAUCACCUACGACGGCAACUUCCAGAAGGCCGAGUCUCGUGUCGAUGAGGAGCAGAAGAAGAGGUUCAAGAAGUUGGUCCUCAAGGAGACUGCCUCCGAUGUCGGUGCUGCCGCUGCUAUUGGUGGUUUAUUUGCCGCGGGAGCUGGUCUCUUGGCUGGACACAACAAGAAGGCUGAGGAGGCCAAGAAGCGCGAGCAGGCCUUGGCUGAGGACCAGUAA